Pedinophyceae sp. YPF-701 is the source of this 345-nucleotide messenger RNA. NCBI's taxonomy places the organism in Eukaryota, Viridiplantae, Chlorophyta, Pedinophyceae. The record is from the annotation of a GenBank genome assembly.
AUGGAGCCUGCGGGGCAGGAUGGCAUCAAGCGGCUGAUCGCGGCGGAGGCGGAGGCGCAGGAGAUCGUGUCGAAGGCCCGCAGAGCCAAGACCGAGAGGCUCAAGCAGGCGAAGGCGGAAGCCGAGCGGGAAAUCAACGCCUUCAAGGCGCAGUGCGACGAGGGGUUCCGGAACGCGGUCACUGAGGGGACGACUUCGUCGGGAUCGAAUCUAGGGAAGCUGCAGGCGGACAUGCAGGCCCAGAUCUCGCAGGUGACCCGGCGCGCCGAGUCGCAGCGGCCCGCAGUGGUGAAGAGCCUCGUCUCGGCCGUCACGACGGUGCCCAUCACGGCUCAGGGCAAGUGA